Messenger RNA from Wyeomyia smithii (pitcher-plant mosquito), 1522 nucleotides. It is a transcript of the gene Sar1, whose product is annotated as GTP-binding protein SAR1. The transcript has 6 exons. The record is from RefSeq and is a predicted model, not a curated record. Gene Ontology annotation, biological process: endoplasmic reticulum to Golgi vesicle-mediated transport; vesicle organization; intracellular protein transport. Gene Ontology annotation, molecular function: GTP binding; GTPase activity. Gene Ontology annotation, cellular component: COPII vesicle coat; endoplasmic reticulum exit site. Bases 268 to 849 code for a protein of 193 amino acids. NCBI's taxonomy places the organism in Eukaryota, Metazoa, Arthropoda, Insecta, Diptera, Culicidae.
GGCCAACAAGCAAGCACACAUCAGAGAAUCAGAAAAGAGCAAGAAGAAAAGUGUCCAUCUCCAUCAUCGGUUUUGGGGUGAAGAAUAUUUUCGCGAAGUUCCGUGUUAUCUAGCGUUUUAGUGAAAGUUUUCUCCUUCCGGUCUGGAUCAUCUUCUACGGGCUUUAUUCCACGCUAGAUACUACUCGGUUCUUUGCGUUCAGCAUCGUCAAAUCGCUUGCCGCUUUAGCUUUCGUCAGAAUUCAGAUAUCUUAGGAACGCCGCCAGCAUGUUCAUUUGGGAUUGGUUUACCGGAGUGCUUGGAUAUUUAGGGCUCUGGAAAAAAUCUGGCAAGCUACUGUUUCUCGGUUUGGACAAUGCCGGUAAAACGACACUGCUGCACAUGCUCAAGGACGACAGAUUAGCACAGCAUGUGCCCACGCUACAUCCCACAUCCGAAGAACUCUCGAUCGGUAACAUGCGAUUCACCACGUUCGAUUUGGGUGGACACACGCAAGCUCGCCGCGUUUGGAAAGACUAUUUCCCGGCAGUGGAUGCGAUCGUCUUCCUGAUCGACGCCUGGGACCGCAGCCGUUUCACCGAGAGCAAAAACGAGCUGGACUCGCUGCUAACUGAUGAGGCCUUGUCCAACUGUCCGGUGUUGAUUCUUGGCAACAAAAUUGACAAACCGGGUGCCGCUAGCGAGGACGAGCUGAGGAACCACUUUGCACUGUAUCAACUCACGACCGGCAAGGGCAAAGUACCUCGCAACGAGCUGCCCGGACGUCCUCUUGAACUGUUUAUGUGCUCCGUGCUGAAGCGGCAAGGUUACGGAGAAGGCUUCCGUUGGCUUGCCCAGUACAUUGACUAAUGGCGGGGUGCGUUUGUGCUUGGCUGAGGUGGAGGCGAUUGAACAAUAGUAGAAACAACAACAACAUCAGCAGCAAAGGUUAUACUUACAAUUAUAGUGCAGCGAAACACACACACACACACACACACACAGAUCUUAGGACGAUUAAAGGAGUUUCGAGCGUUGGGGUAAAGAGAAGUAUUCUGGGACGCGUGAUAUUUAAUAAAAAAAAUAGUAAAAAACCAAUUGAGCAUCAUGCUUAAAUGUGGUGACUAAACAUUCAUAAAAAAAAAACUCUUAUCUACAAGACAAACGGUGAAAUGUGCCGUCUUUCGUCUAAAUUAGAUAAUUGGAAACAACGGACAAUUUAGAAUUACCGAAGCCCAUCAAAAAUAAUCGUUUACUGUUUGAGCUCGUUUCUCAUUUCUGUUUUCAUUCGCGUUAUGGCAUUUCUGUUUCGUCAUGUUAUUAGUUAUAAACUGGGCAUUUAGUUAACUCUUCCUAUCCCUCUCAUCGCAAAAAGACAUGCGGCAAAACGUAAUUCCGGUUUUUAAAAGCAUGGAUAGAAUCCCUUAAACAGUUUACAAUUUACGGUCCCCUUCUAUAAACAGUAAAAAAAAAACAAACAAGGAAGUCAGACGGUAUGUAAGAGUAUCUACCAAUCAAUAAAAUCUCCAGGUUUUUAGAUAUAAAA